UGUUAGAUUGCAUGAAUCACUUCAUUUAGUCAUUGCUGCAGUAAAACGAAUCCGAAGCAACGCGUUGAAUACGCGGUUAUUUGCGCAGUUGUGUGAAGAAAAUGACGAACACUUUCAACAAUUACUCCUCCACACUGAAGUACGCUGGCUGUCGAAAGGCUUAUGUUUGACAAGAUUUUUUGCACUUUUUGAGACUAUUUAGAAUUUCUGGAUACUAAAGAUAAAAUUUUAAAAGAAAAUUUAAUGAAGAGGAAAACAGACAUCGCCUAUUUAACAGAUUUGUUUACAAAAUUUAAUAUGGUUAAUUUGAAAUUACAAGGCGACAGCUUAACAAAGUCCAUCUUAUCAGCGUUUCUUGCCAGAGUUAAACUAAUGAAGCAAAAUAUUGGACGGGGCGAAUUUUCUCAGUUCCCCAAUUUGUCACAGACAAGCUGCCAGGAAGGCGACGUUUCAACUUACGUUCAACAUUUAAAUGCCCUCUAUUCAGAUUUUGAAUCUAGGUUUGAGGAUAUUUUGACUAUGGUGAUACCACCGUGGAUAAUUAAUCCAUAUGGUGACAUAGAAGAAACGAAUGUCAUAAUACAAGAGGAACUGACUGAACUAAGUACAAACGAAGAAGUUAAGGUUCAGUUUAAAAACGAAUAUCAGCAAUUCUGGCUGCAAAACAACAUACCCGUUACUUAUCCCUUGAAUAAAGAGAAUGUGCACAAUUUGGCUGAAGUGAUUUUGAACAAAGUCAUUCAAACUUUAAUCAUAAAUUCUGGAUUCAAAUUGAAUCUCGCCUCGUCUCUGUCUCUCGCGCUCUGCAACCGCUGCUGGAACAUACAAACUGAAGUGUUCGAGCUUCACGCACUAAACGACGACCCUUAUAAGCUGCAACCCUACCAAAUCUAA
Acanthoscelides obtectus is the source of this 894-nucleotide messenger RNA. Lineage: Eukaryota; Metazoa; Arthropoda; Insecta; Coleoptera; Chrysomelidae. The record is from the annotation of a GenBank genome assembly.